This is a messenger RNA of Oxyura jamaicensis (ruddy duck), 2391 nucleotides long. RefSeq names its product UDP-glucuronosyltransferase 1A1-like. The transcript is spliced from 5 exons. Gene Ontology annotation, molecular function: UDP-glycosyltransferase activity. The record is from RefSeq and is a predicted model, not a curated record. Lineage: Eukaryota; Metazoa; Chordata; Aves; Anseriformes; Anatidae. Bases 68 to 1660 code for a protein of 530 amino acids.
AAAGCAUCUUCAAGCUACAGCCUGAAGAAGAAGACGCUUUCUCAGUCACUACUCUGACCACAGGAAAAUGACCUUUCGGCUCUGCUAUCUGCUUUCUGCCUGGAUUUUUAUCCUCCUCAUUCCUGGCCGCUCUGAAGGAGGGAAACUGCUGGUGGUGCCCAUGGAUGGGAGCCACUGGCUGAGCAUGAAGCAGCUAGUUCUCAAGCUCAAGGAGAGAGGACAUGAAGUGGUGGUGCUUAUACCAAAAGUAAGCUGGCAGAUGGGAAAGGGACAGUCAUACAUUGUGAAAACAUACCCAGUGGAUUACACAUUAGAAGACCUGGAUAAUUCCUUUGCAGAGUUUUUAACUGUUCACCUGAAUGGCCAGCCUUUCCCACUGAAUGCUCUGGCACUCUACAAUGUCUCAAAACACACUUUCAGAAUGUUCCUUGUUCAGUGCAAGAACCUUUUCAGCAGCACAGAAACAGUGAAGUACUUGAAUCAAAGUGGCUUUGAUGCUCUUCUUACAGACCCUAUUGCUUUGUGUGGAGCAACACUUGCUAAAUACCUUUCUCUUCCGUACGUGUUCUUCAUGAGAGGAUUUCCUUGCAAUCUACACUAUGAAGCAUCACAGUGCCCAAGCCCUCUGUCAUACGUCCCGAGACUGUUUACAUUCAACUCAGACAACAUGACAUUUUUCCAGAGAGUGGAAAAUGCGUUGAUUGCACUCCUGGAGCUUGUGUACUGUAAUGGUUUCUAUGAAGAUGGAUUAAAGCUUUCCUCUGAAAUUCUUCAAAGAGAGGUAUCCCUGGUAGACCUGCUGAGCAGUGCUUCCAUUUGGCUACUGAGAUACGACUUUGUGUUUGAGUAUGUCAGACCGGUGAUGCCCAAUAUGGUCUUCAUUGGAGGUGUAAACUGCGCUCAGAGUAAACCACUAUCUAAGGAAUUUGAAGCCAUCGUGAAUGCUUCUGGAGAGCACGGCAUUGUUGUCUUCUCACUGGGCUCCAUGGUCUCUGACAUUCCUAUGAAGAAAGCCAAACAAAUCGCAGAUGCUUUGGGAUCAGUCCCUCAAACGGUUUUGUGGCGAUACACAGGAGAGGUGCCCCCCAACCUGCCGAAGAAUGUAAAGCUUGUCAAAUGGCUGCCACAGAAUGAUCUUCUAGCUCACCCUAAGACUCGUGCCUUUAUUACCCACGGAGGCUCACAUGGUGUUUAUGAGGGCAUAUGCAAUGCAGUGCCAAUGGUACUAAUGCCUUUGUUUGGAGACCAGAUGGACAACGCGAAGCGAGUAGAGUCACGGGGAGCAGGACUGACACUGAAUAUACUUGAAAUGACUUCAGAAGACAUGUCUAAUGCCUUGAAAACAGUUAUUAAUGAUAAAAAGUACAAGGAGAACAUCAAGCGUCUCUCAGAACUUCACCUCGACAGGCCCAUCCACCCUCUGGACCUGGCCGUGCACUGGGUGGAGUUCGUCAUGAGGCACAAAGGGGCCCCACACCUGCGACCUGCUGCUCAUGACCUGAACUGGAUCCAGUAUCACUCCCUGGAUGUCAUCGCCUUCCUCCUGGCCGUGGUGUUCCUCUCCCUCUUUAUUUCUCUGAAGUGCUGCAUGUUCUGCUGCCGCAGGUGCUGCUUUAAGAAGGGAAGAACAAGCAAGCCAACCAAAUCAAAGUCCCACUAGUGGAUGAAAACAGUGGUGGGAGACAAGACCUCUGCUCCAGACCAGAAGGGUCAGAGAACAUCUCAAAUUUCACUAAAAUAAUUACUAGUUUCCAAUCAGGAAAUAAUAUCAUUCUUUUAAACUAGUGCCGCAGGAAGAGUUGUUUCAUUGGUGUAAUUUUUAUCUUUAAUUAAGAAUUAGUUUUUAAAAAUAAUGUGUAUAAUAGUACUUCAGUCACUUGGGAAGAUAUUGUUGUGAAAUCCAAGGCUCCCGGCUUCCACUUCUUGGUGUACAGAGGACUCAUGGUGACAUUUUUUUUAACCUCUAUAUGUAAGGGAGACAUACAGGGAUUUUCACAAGCCCUUGCCCUUCACAAGGGCUUUGGGAGAACCACUUGCUCUAGUGUAAGACUGUCAGGUUUAUCAAGCACUUUGAAAUCCUUCUAUAGCUGUUGUUAUGGAAGAGGCAAAUGUUAUAAUCUGACGUUAUGUGUCACAUAAGCCAAGCUAGACGCACAUCUUAAAUGGGCUUUGUGUGUGUUUACAAUACCCUGAGCUUGAUUAAGGCUUCAACAUGAAAGUGGUUGUAAAGCCACUGGUGUUUCACCAAGUUGACCAGAAUUCUGUAUCUGGAGCUUACCAGUUGGGUGAUGUGAUCUGUGGAAGUAUUUUUAAAAACCCCUCUGAUUUUGUAAAUGAUGCUAAGGUAAAGACCCAAACCCCAGCCCUAUAAAUAAAUCCCCACUACUAACA